AUGAAGUACGGCCAGCAGCUGGAGACCGAAUCUGUGCCGGAAUGGAGCCUCCAUAACAUUGACUACAACACGCUCAAGGAGUUUAUCAAGAUCCAUACUACACGCGACCAGGCCACCGCCAUCCCCAUUCCUGGACAGCAGGACACUUCUCUCCAACGUUUUGAACUUAACUUCUAUGAUGAACUAUAUCGCCAACAUGACCGUGUCGGCCUUUUCGUCACCACAAAGGCAGAUGAGAUCAACCGGCGACUACCUCGCGGCGCCACAACUUUCAAGCGUCAGCGCCGCCUUGCAAAAUACGAACGCACCGCAGCGCAGCUGAGCGACGAGACCCGGGACCUGGCCCGGUUCUCGAAUGCCCAGGUUGUCGCCUUCCGCAAGAUCCUGAAGAAGUACAGAAAAUGGACUGGUUCAAGCUCUCUUGGCACUCGUUUCCGCGAAAACGUGCUCUCUGAUCCCAAGAGCUUCACCAAGCGAGACUUCUCCCACCUUCAGAGCCAAUGCGACGAGCUUCUCAACACCAUCCGAGCCACCACUCCCCUCACCUCCUCACCCACAUCCAACAGCCGACCGCCCACGCCAAGCAGACAACAUCGGCGCAGCAGCCAGGUUCAUUCGUCUUCCUCCUCCACGCUGCAGGCGCUUUCUUCGUCGGUCGGGUCUGAGCAAAUACAUAUACCACGCGGUCCAAAGACUCUCACCACUGCCCCCGUGCAGACGCACUACUGGAACGAGUACGAUGAUGGGAGCGAGUCGGGCGAAGUUGGUGGAGCUGGAAGUGGCGGCUACGCCAUAUAUCUGCACCCCGAUGAUGAGUCGGAGUUCCCGGGUGUGGCAACGCUCGUGUCCUUUUUCACGGUUCCCAUCGAGAAGGCCAAGAAGUGGAUGAACGCCCGGGGAGCUGCGGUUGCGCAUCUGCCUGACAACGGUAGCGAGCACUCGCCACUGCUGUCUCACAGCGGCGUCAACUACGGAGCCGGCAGCACUCUGUAUGCCGACGAGUCAGCGUCGCAAAGACGGCUGCGACGACAGAAUGGCAAGACGCCCGGCCGUGCCGGAAUGGCCGCUAUGGGCUCGGGGCAUUACGACGACGUUAGCCAUUACGGCGACGACGACGACGGCGAAGACGGGGACAGCGCCGGUGAGGAGGGCGAAGACGACAUGUUUGCCAGUGAACACGAGUUCCCUCAGGGGUAUGAGACCUACUACGCAACGCUGCCGUCCGUCGCCGACCAGCGCAUGGCCCGCUAUCGUGAGACGAUCCUGCUUCGCGGCGCAUUCGGCUGCUUUGCUGCUGCUGCUGUGCUGCUGGCUGUAACCGGCAUCUUGAUCAGCACGGGUCGGCAUCGGCUACGCGUCGAGGUUGACGCUGGCGUGAUUAUGGGUGUCGUGGCCAGCCUGGGCUUCGCCUGCGCAGCACUGGGCAUGGUCAUGGCAAAGAGCGAACGAACCACGCUUGCAACAGGCCUGCUGGUCUGGACGACGUUUGGCGCUAUCUGCGUCCUCAACGGCGUUGUGCUGCUGUUUGUGAUGGGAAACACCGUCAGGGCAACAGGCGAUGUAAUGAUUGGAAGCCCAAAUUACGCGACCAUUGCUCAACGCACGCUCACCAUGGCAUCGGCGUCUCGUCAGCCGCGCGAGAUGCCGAGGUCUUUAUCGAGUCUUGCACUGCUGGUAGCCGCUGCAGCCUUGGCAUUGGCUGUGGCCUACUUUCGUGACAGUGUUAAUUUUGGCACGUCUUUGCAGUCAGCAGCAAGCGCACCGCAGACGUACUGCUACGAGGGAAUCAAGACUCUGGCCGAGGACCAGCCGUCGGCGCGGUGCUUCAGUGUCGUGGACGGGCACUUUACAGAAGUUUUCACUCCCGAGAACGAGCUGGACAGUCCGAGCCUCUCUGGAUAUGUUAUUCCAGGUCUCUGGGACGGCCAUGGACAUCUCAUCCAAUAUGGGGAAUUUCUUCAGUCGGUCGACCUGUUUGGGUCCACGGCAGCCAAAGACAUCAGAAAGCGCCUCCUAGAUUACAUCGGCACGCACCAGGGCAUAGGCUCCAAGGACCAAUGGCUACGAGGCUUUGGAUGGGACCAGAUGGCCAUGGGUGGUAUGCCCACUGCUGCUCUGCUGGAAAGCGACGAGAAGCUCAAGGGCCUCUACGUGAUGCUAGACCGUAUUGACGGUCAUUGCAUCUGGGUGUCCCAGGCCGUCCUCGAUCUCCUUCCCGCCCAAAUUCCCGACGUGCCCGGUGGCGAGAUCAUACGCGACCCUGGCAUGGGCGUGUUUUGUGACAACGCCAUGGACCUGAUCAUGUCUCUGUGGCCGCGACCAGGCCGAGAAGUCAAGGCCACAUACAUCAGGACAGCAAUGCAGAAGCUGAGCUCUCUGGGCCUGGUUGGCAUGCACGACGCCGGAGUGAUUCCCGAGGACCUGCAGCUGUACCGGGAGCUGGCUGACACAGAGGGCUGGACGAUCCGCGUGAACGCUAUGAUCGAGUGCAAGGAGCGCAACACGUUCUGCCCCAACGAGGCGGUCGGGCUGCGACAGACGACGAGCGAGUUCCUGACCAUUCACGGUGUCAAGCUGUUUGCCGACGGGGCGCUGGGAAGCUGGGGCAGCGCCAUGAUCGAUCCCUACAGUGACCGGCCGGACAUGUCGGGCUCGUUGCUGGUGAACGGCUCGACACUCCUGUCGCUGACGCGAGACUGGUCGGAGGCGGGCUUCCAGGUGAACAUCCACGCCAUUGGAGAUCUGGCGAACCGCUACGCCAUCGACGCCUUGGAGACGGCGCUGGUCGAUCUCUGUCCUUCACGGCCGCCGGCCGAGUGCCAGCAUGAGCAUCGCUUCCGUAUCGAACACGCUCAGAUCAUCCACCCCCAUGACCAGGCUCGGCUGCACUCUCUCGCGCUCAUCCCGUCAAUCCAGCCAACGCACGCCACGUCGGACAUGAAGUACGCCGAGCUGCGGCUGGGCUCCAAGCGGACGCGGGAGGAGGCGUACCGGAUGAAAACGCUGCUGCGCAACCGGCCCAUCCUAGGCAGCGAUUUCCCCAUUGAGCCGCCAGAUCCGUUCCAGGGCAUAUACGCCGCCGUGGUCCGGCGCAGUCCGCACACGGGGAAGAAUGCGGACGGGACGAACGAUCCCUGGUACCCCGACGAAGCGCUAACGCUGGACGAGGCGCUGCUGGGUUUCACGCAGGGGCCGGCGUACGGGGCCUUCCUCGAAGAACUGGCAGGCGUCAUCCAGGUGGGCGCCUUUGCCGAUUGGGUCGUACUGGACAAGCCGAUCAGCAGCUUCGACCUGGAGGACUUCCGCGACAUGAAGGUCAGGGAGACCUGGGUUGGCGGAAAGCUGUCCUACAAGAGGGAGUGA
Molecule: messenger RNA, 3363 nt
Organism: Grosmannia clavigera kw1407
Lineage: Eukaryota; Fungi; Ascomycota; Sordariomycetes; Ophiostomatales; Ophiostomataceae
Product: metal-dependent amidohydrolase
Exons: 6
Coding region: 1-3363 (1120 amino acids)
Molecular function (GO): hydrolase activity, acting on carbon-nitrogen (but not peptide) bonds
Source: RefSeq, a predicted model, not a curated record